AAACGGAGGAGCACAGCCACACAGCAAAGGCGGAGAUGGAGAAGUAUUUCGGAAAUGCUUACCGGGGCGACCCGGGAGUUCCCCACUGCAACCCGAUGGACUUCUGGGGCGCUUGGGCCGGCGCCGCUGCUUUCUCUGCUGUCACCUGGGUUAAUCCCUACAUUUGGCAUUUCACCACUGAUGAUAAUUAUCAUGAUAAAGCAAUGCUUUAUGAGCAUCAUCACUGGAAACGAGCACGCGACAAGAAUAAGCCACAUAGGUUUGAGUGGAAUAAAACGUCCGAGGAAUUUAGAGAGAACUACUACUUCAACUGGCCAGUGUUCUUUAAAUAGAUCCAACAUCCUUGCCAAAACAAUUUGAAACAACUGUUUUUGCAUUGUGAGAUCUCUUUAGUACUAAAAGUUCAAAACAAAUACUGUUUUAUGGUUUGAGUACAUUUGUAAUGUUGCACAAACACUAUUGAAGUUAUCCAAAUUGGUCUGUCAUCAUAGAGAUGGGCUUAUAUAGACAAGUUCAAAAACAAACAAACCGAUUUAGAUUAGAGUGAUAUAAACUACCCAUAUUUCAACUA
Molecule: messenger RNA, 571 nt
Organism: Ipomoea nil (Japanese morning glory)
Lineage: Eukaryota; Viridiplantae; Streptophyta; Magnoliopsida; Solanales; Convolvulaceae
Exons: 3
Coding region: 36-332 (98 amino acids)
Source: RefSeq, a predicted model, not a curated record